AUGCUUCGCAAGAAAGAGGCGUUUACGCUGGUGACGCCAAUCCCAGGCUUCAUCCCGCGACAGCUGGCCAUCGACAUUCUGCACUCUCACAGCGAAGUCCUCACGCUCAACCCGCUUGUCCUCGGCCACAAGCCCAUCCCAGCGCCUCGCAAUGCCGCCGCCGACGAGUUUUACAGCACCUGGUACGAAAUCGAGGAGCGCAUCCAGGUGAUCCCCGGAAUGGGCAAGAUGGGCGCCGGCAAGAUCAAGUUCAAUGGCUGCUUCCACGACAUGCCCUGGGGCCUGCAGACUCACAUCUAUGCGCCCAUGAACAUUGACCUGCGCAACAAGUAUCGCAUUUGCGGCAACCAGCCCGGAAUCGAGCCGCCAGAGACGCGCGAGAUUGGCCUGGAAAGCCUGGGAGCCCCCGCCGACGGCCUCUACCUGCGCGAAGACAUCGAGUUCAAGUGCAACAUUGCCAUGGUCACCUUUGUCAGAGCCCAGCUCAAGGCUGCCAACCGGGAGAUGGUCCAGCGCAUCAUCAAAAAGGCCGAGCUCCUUGAUGCCGGCGUUCUCCAGGCCAUGAUGGAGGACGGCAAGCUCAAAACAGUCAACCCGAUGGAUCGCUCCGUCACGCCCGCAGUUGGCUCGAUGCAAGAUCCCAGACGGCAAUCUGCUUACGCGCAGAGCCCACACUUUGGACACCAAAGCCCACAGCUAGCACAAGCGUCCCAGAUGCCACCAAGCUACUCGCCGAACUACCCCCAACACGCUUAUCCUGCUGCUGCCCCCUCCCAGACGCCUCAGCUGCAGGACCCUCGCCAGUCCAUGUACCAGCAGCAGCAACACCAGAGCAUGUAUGCGCCACCGCCAAUUCCACCCAAGGAGCAAAUGGUCAUCAUGGAGCUUCCGGGCGACUUCCCUCCUCAAGUUUCUCCUGGACUUUACCCGUCUCCGCUGCCCAGCCCGGGAUAUCGCCCAGCCUCGGGAUCAUCAAGCGAUCCUCGAUGGUCACAACCUCAGCCAAGCCCAGGUUUGGUCAACCCACUCAGGCUGAGCAACGUGAGCCAACUUUCCACGAGCAGCGCAGGCGGAGGCCAUCCUCAUGGCUUUGUAAGCGAGCUUUCGACACACAAUGAAAAAUCAGAGUAUUAG
Molecule: messenger RNA, 1134 nt
Organism: Trichoderma gamsii
Lineage: Eukaryota; Fungi; Ascomycota; Sordariomycetes; Hypocreales; Hypocreaceae
Exons: 1
Coding region: 1-1134 (377 amino acids)
Source: RefSeq, a predicted model, not a curated record